Molecule: messenger RNA, 486 nt
Organism: Arctia plantaginis
Lineage: Eukaryota; Metazoa; Arthropoda; Insecta; Lepidoptera; Erebidae
Source: the annotation of a GenBank genome assembly
AUGUUUUUUCAGGCUAUUUUGUUGGUCCUAAUCUCAAUAUGGUCAAGAGUAUUUGCACAGGAAUAUUUACCUCCCAAGGUAGGAGGGGGCAAGAAACCUCUUCAGGAGGCAUUGCCUGCCGCUAACUACGAUUUCUCGUAUGACGUACAAGACAAUGGAGUCAGCCUUGACUUUGGCCACAAUGAAAAGAGGAAAGAGGAUCAUGCGACUGGUUCCUACCAUGUCUUAUUGCCUGAUGGCAGAAUGCAGCUGGUUGAGUAUGAAGCUGGGCCUGAUGGGUACAAGCCACAGGUGAUGUACAUGGGUACCGCAACGUUCCCCUCAGCGUCGACAGGUGACAAGUUCGACGGUUAUCAUUACAAUGCAGCAUCGAACCGUCAGAGUGUGAGACAAGUCGCGCCACGAGGCUCCGCGCGUCAGCCCCCAUCUCCAGUACCGCAGUCAGCACCACCUCCUCAUACGGCAUCACCUAAUGCCACUCAAUGA